This is a messenger RNA of Grus americana (Whooping crane), 1875 nucleotides long. It is a transcript of the gene PRKN, whose product is annotated as parkin RBR E3 ubiquitin protein ligase. Bases 104 to 523 code for a protein of 139 amino acids. NCBI's taxonomy places the organism in Eukaryota, Metazoa, Chordata, Aves, Gruiformes, Gruidae. The transcript is spliced from 5 exons. The record is from RefSeq and is a predicted model, not a curated record. Gene Ontology annotation, cellular component: cytoplasm; mitochondrion; ubiquitin ligase complex. Gene Ontology annotation, biological process: regulation of cellular response to oxidative stress; ubiquitin-dependent protein catabolic process; autophagy of mitochondrion. Gene Ontology annotation, molecular function: ubiquitin conjugating enzyme binding; zinc ion binding; ubiquitin protein ligase activity.
CUGUCCAGACUCCUUGAUUAAAGAGCUUCAUCACUUCAGGAUUCUGGGAGAAGAACAGUACAACCGCUACCAGCGCUACGGGGCCGAGGAGUGUGUGCUGCAGAUGGGAGGAGUUCUGUGUCCAACUCCUGGCUGUGGAGCGGGUUUGCUUCCUGAACCAGGAAUGAGGAAAAUUGUAUGUGAACCAGGCAAUGGAAUAGGCUGUGGGUUUGUGUUCUGCCGUGAAUGUAAAGAAGAAUACCAUGAAGGGGAAUGCAGCUCUCUCCUCAGCACAGAGGGAGCCAUGGCCCAGAAGGGAUACAUCGUUGAUGAACAUGCAGCCAUGCAAGCUCGAUGGGAAGAGGCAUCUAGAGAAACAAUUAAGAAGACAACCAAGCCAUGCCCCAGCUGCAAUAUUCCAGUAGAAAAAAAUGGUGGCUGCAUGCACAUGAAAUGUCCUCGCCCUCAGUGCAGAUUUGAGUGGUGCUGGAACUGUGGCCUGGAGUGGAACAGAACCUGCAUGGGAGAUCACUGGUUUGAUUAGUGGUGCUGAGGCCAGCCCCUGUUGCUGCUAAAGCUUGUUUUCAUCGGGGCCAAAUUCUGAUCUCCUUACUUAAACAAAAGUCUCAGCGGUUUCAGGGACACAGAGUUCAGAAGUUGGCCCAGUUUGUUGGUUUUUGCUUUCUUGCAUAUGCAAUCAUACCAAAAUCACACUGAAGUUAUGCCAAGGGUUUUAAAUCCACUAAGUAAAAAAGAGUAACUGUUUUAAUGGACAGACUUGUUCAUCAUGGUAAAAAAGAGGAGUAAAUUGCGCCUUUCUGAACUUGUGCAGUCUGUCAGCAUGGAGAGCAGACAGGGUUACCAUGAGGAACUUUGCUUGACAUAUAGAGUCAGGAAUCCGUAACUCUUGCAAGAGAGAGCAGUCUGCGUAUGUGUGUAUGAGUGCAUGAGCAUCAAGAGGGGUGGAGAAUGUUCCCUGCAUCAGCUGUUUUUUCUUUGACCGCUCCUUUGCUCAUUCAGCACAAUUUUUGAUUUUGAGGCAGUAUUUCUUAACACGCUUACUGCAAAAAUGUCCAAUUGCUAAAAGCAACGGAGUAUUCAUCUGUCUAAGCUGCAAAUGACAUUAAAAGUCUGAAGAAACAAAGGGAUGAAGGUAUGAGGCACCAAAAAAGGGAGUGAACUGGUAGACUAGACACACAGGCUUCAUUUUUUGUCAGAGGGAAGACUGUGGCUCUUCAGUGUUUUCUCAGGGUUCCUUCCUAUCAGGCUUUCUGUAGGAGUCAUGCUUUCAAACCAAAUUCUGAUAGAAACAUAGAAUCACAGAAUCAUAGAAUGGUUUGGGUUGGGCUUUACGCUAUAUUUGUGGUUGUGUAUUUGUAACAUAUGACACGAAACCUGCCUACGUACUCAUUAGAGGCUUUGUGACCAUUGCAAGAUUAGCUAAGGAUGCAGUUUCAGCUCUAACCGUGACUGUUGCAGCGGUGACUGGAUCCGAUUAAGUGUUGUGCAAGCUAGCCUCACGGGGCUUCAUUUUUCUUGCACUUACAGCAAUUCUUCGGACAUGGCAAAGGGAGCCAGGACGAGACUUCUCAGGGGUUUUCUCCAUCAUCAUUCUCUUAAAUUGAAUUAGAAUAUGGGUAUAUUUCUGAAAAUACAUUCAUAGCUCAAACAGUGUGAGGCAGAGGGACAUCUUUCAUUUUGCAAUGUUAACACAGUAAGUAAAGCUUACUAGCGUUUCCGAGCCUGAACAAUCUCACUGUUUGCUGUGCUUUACACUGCUGUCUAUUCUGAAAUGAAAUGGGUACUGUCCACAUCCAACAUGCCAUGUAAGGAUUUGCACAAUUCAGUUUUGGAAAAAAACGCACAAUAAAUAAAGUGGUCAAAAUUUUAAACGUA